AUGGAGUGGACCACCCUGCUGCCAUCGCUCCGACCUCCACCCUCGCCUCUCACCACGUCGACUACAACCACUACUUCGGCCACCACUUCUUCUACUUCCGCUUCGAACGCACCUUCCCAACCCUCGGAAGGCGCUGCCGCCGGCGAGCCCACGGCGCCGCCGUCGGCCACUGCUGCGGCAGCCGAGUCGGCGGCGGACGCGGCAGCUGCGCGCGAGGAGGAGCAAGAAGAGGAGGACCUGGCCUCGAACUCGGCCGCCACCGCAGCUGCGGCUGCGGCGUCCACGACCGCCGCUGCGCCCGACGCGACCAGCGUGCCCAUCUCACCCGCGUCCGAGUCCCAGGCCUGGGAGGACCUGUACCGCGGGCUCGACGAUGUUCUGCGCAGUCUGAAGCGCGCCGACGAAGACAACGUAUUUGUGAACAGGGUGAACAAACGGGACGCGCCGAACUACUACGAAGUGAUCGCGCGUCCCAUGUACCUCAACCUCAUGACCAAGAAGCUCAAGAAGGGCGACUACUACAGCAAGGCCGAAUUUCAGGGCGAUAUCGACUUGAUCGUCGGGAAUUGCAGGCAGUACAACACGGACCCGGAGUCCAUCUACCGCCUCAAGGCCGACCAGCUGGAGGCCCACGCCGCGGAGCUGCUGGCGGCCGUACCCGACAUCGACCUCUCCCACAUCCGGCGCGAGGGCCGCCGGCCUCCAUCGCUCAAGGGACCCGGCCGACCCCGCAAGCAGAAGAGCGACGAAGACACGCCGACGAGCGCCGCCGCCACGCCAGUCCUCGGCACCCCAGUCGUUUCCAAGGUGCGUGCGCCGAGCGUCAGCCUCAGCGCCGGCGGCCCGAAUGACGCCAGCGAUGCGUCGUUGGACGCAUCAUCGUCGUCGUCGACGUCUUCCUCCUCCACAUUGUCGUCGUCAUCGUCGUCGGCCAUGGCCUCGCUGCGCGCUCGCUUGCGGCCGGACCCCUACGUCGCUCUGGGCCUCGACGUCGACCACCUGCUCUUCCGCGCGCCUGUGCCCGGGAGUCUCGCGCUCCCCCCGCCCGCCGUCGCCGGUGACGCUGGCGCCGGCACCUCGCCCGCUGUCGCGCCGGCGUCAGCGUCGGCGUCGGCAGUGUCUACACCACCUGUCGCCAAGCAACUGGAACCGCCACUGGCGGCCACGGCAAGUCAGGCCGGCGCUUCUGCUGAUGUGGCGAGCGGCGAAGCCUCGGGCGAGCAGUUGGCGUCUGCCGCCGCUGACCUCGGGCUGGCGGCCGACAGGUGGGCCACGCUGACGCGGCCCUACCGCCAACUCCACCUCGCCUAUCGGAGCGAGCAGCAAUCGCUGCCCUUCAGCGAGCGCGAUGCAGUCGUCCGCUCGUCGGCGCGCAUGGGCUCCUUCGUGCGGCUCUCCUCCGCUGACGCUGACGCUGCCGCUGCCGCUGCCGCCGCCGCACCCGUCGCCCCGAGCGGCGGCGUCGGCGGCGACAGUGGCGGUCUCUUCCUCCCCGAGUUCUCCCACGCGUUCGACGCCGUGCCGGCCGUGCCGUUCGCGGUCCGCUCCACGGCCGCCGAAAAGGCUCACAUGCCGGCCCCCGGGCGCACGGGGACGCAGGCGCUUGCGGUCGCGCCCACGGCCGUCGCCGGCAACAUCCGCACGCUGCGGCGGAUCCGGCACAUGCGCGCCGCCCUUCGCGCCAAGGAGGAGCCGGGUGCCGGUGCGGUUCCGGGAAUGCCCGAUGACGCGCCGCCGGGUGUCGAGGCCCCGCCCGCUGACCUCGCGCAGGGCCUGGGCAUGCUGAUCUACCACGCCGGCUUCGAAGGUGCGAGCACGCGCGCGAUGGAGGUGCUGGCGGACGUCACGACGGCCUACCUCCUAAAGCUGGGCCACCUCCUGCACCUCCACGAGGACGCCGCCGUCCGCCCGCCCUCCCACCGGUGUCUGGCGGCGAUGGGGCGGGAGACGCUGCGGGACCUGGUGCGCUACUCGGACGGGCUCAAGCGCUACACCGCCCGACUGGGCCUCAUCGACCGCCGCCUCCACGAACGCCUCACCCGACAGGCGGCGGGAGGGGGCGGGGCCAAGGUCGAAGGGGCGGACGAGGCGGGAGGCGGGAAGCUGGAAGACGUGGAGCUCACCGAAGCUGACAUGGAGGACGUCACGGGCGGCGCCAGCGGCGGCACCACGCGACGGCGCAAGCGCGAGAACGACAAUGGCGACAUCGCGGGACACAACAACAACGAGGACGAGGACGAGCAAGACCAGGCCGCGCAGCCCGUGGAGGAGGCCGCGCGGGACAUGGUGGGCGACAGCCUCGCGCCCUUUAUCUUCACCUGA
Acanthamoeba castellanii str. Neff is the source of this 2322-nucleotide messenger RNA. RefSeq names its product bromodomain domain containing protein. Gene Ontology annotation, cellular component: SAGA complex; SLIK (SAGA-like) complex. NCBI's taxonomy places the organism in Eukaryota, Discosea, Longamoebia, Acanthamoebidae. The record is from RefSeq and is a predicted model, not a curated record. Gene Ontology annotation, biological process: regulation of transcription by RNA polymerase II. Bases 1 to 2322 code for a protein of 773 amino acids. Gene Ontology annotation, molecular function: structural molecule activity; protein binding. The transcript has 10 exons.